Molecule: messenger RNA, 1508 nt
Organism: Ruditapes philippinarum (Manila clam)
Lineage: Eukaryota; Metazoa; Mollusca; Bivalvia; Venerida; Veneridae
Product: tolloid-like protein 1
Source: RefSeq, a predicted model, not a curated record
AUUGUAUGUACGAGAAACAAGUGAACAUUUGGAUUUGCUAGCCAGUGUGAAACCAGCGUCCGUUUUUAUAAAUGCGUUUUAUAGAAACACGAUGCAUGGAUUAAACUGUUUGAUUUUCGCCAUUUUGGUGAAGUUUAGCUUUUCUCACGUUAUAUUUCCAGAUGUUCUUGAAAAGGCUAUACAGAGUUUACGUUCUAAGAGGGACGCAUCAUGUGGUGAAGAAAUUGAUUUAGAACUAACGGGCGGCGUAGCUGAAAUUCAGCUCCGGACGGAAUUAUUCAACGAUACAGAAUUCUACAGAGUACAUGAAGACUGUACAUGGACGGUAAAGACAGCUGAAGAUCAUUUCAUGAUCUUAAAAUCCGACUACUUCAGCGUCGAAGAGAGCGAGAACUGUAUCUGGGACUAUGUUGAGAUUACAGAAAAGGGCGUUGAUGGGACAACAAGCAAAUACUGUGGUUGGGACCCAUUAACAUAUAUCACAUUUGGGAGCGAAAUUCAACUACAGUUCAAGUCGGAUGAGUCAUAUGAAGACAAGGGUUUCAAAUUCAUCAUCGAGUCGAGUAAAAGAGGUGGGGAUGACUCUAAGUGCAUUGGCAGUAUAUUGGGUGGUGAAGAUUCAAGAAUAAUGAAUAAAGAGGAUUUAGGAGAGGAUUGUUUUUACAGAAUACAGGCACCCGGGGACAAAGUUAUAACUUUGGAACUAAGAAUGCUAGACUUUGGCUCGGCUAGUUGUGAGGAGGAAAGUAUAAUCAUUUAUGAAGGUCACAGUACACAAGGAACACCCCUCGGUACAAUAUGUAGUGACACUGUUCCGGGAAAUCUGCCUUAUCAUGCAAGUUCAAUGUUUAUUGAGUAUAGAAAUCCUCUUCAACAAGAAGGUGAACGUUUUACAAUUGAUUAUAUGUUUGUCGAGGACAACUUUACUCCAGCACCUGUACCAUCAACAACCCCAUCUCCAGUUGGUGGAAAUAAUGACUGUAGUCGAAUGUACAAAGGAAUCGAUACAUACAGCGGCAUUUUGGUUUACACCGCACCUGAAUACGAAAACAACAAAGAUUGUAUAGUUGUUGUACGUAAUGAUCAAUUACCAUAUCACGUGGUACAGGUAGAAUUCGACUACUUCGACAUUGAAGAAUCGGACAACUGUAUCUUUGAUUCCUUGAGAGUUUUAUCUGGAGAAAGAAAUGACUCAGCUUUGCUUGGUGGACCAUACUGCGGUGAAAGUCUACAUGGGCGAACUUUUCUCACUCGCGGUAACUCUCUUCGCCUUGAAUUCAAAACAGACGUUUCAUUUGCCCUAAAAGGAUUUCAAGCAAAAAUUUCAUUCGUACCAAAUACAGAAUGCAUAUGUAAUGGAAAUAAGAUGUGCAUUCGCCAGGACUUUGAGAAAAAAUGUAUUCGCGGACAGAAGUGUGAGGCAAAUAGCUGUCAAAAUGGUGGAACGUGCAUAAAAACGGGUUCUGAAGCGACAUGUUACUGCCCUAAACGUUUCCAAGGAGAAGAUU